This is a messenger RNA of Pleurotus ostreatus (oyster mushroom), 936 nucleotides long. RefSeq lists its product as uncharacterized. The transcript is spliced from 4 exons. Lineage: Eukaryota; Fungi; Basidiomycota; Agaricomycetes; Agaricales; Pleurotaceae. The record is from RefSeq and is a predicted model, not a curated record. Bases 1 to 936 code for a protein of 311 amino acids. Gene Ontology annotation, biological process: cell surface receptor signaling pathway.
AUGCCGAUGCAGGCUCGGUUUAGAAAAGGAGCACAUUCCCCUCCUGCAACGCAUGAUCGAGCAUCCGUCCGUCCGGCCCCUUCGCCAGGUCCACAACCUAGGCGUCAAGGAGGGGUCGUGCUCGAUGGAUUAGAUGGUGCUCUAAACGUUUUACGAGCCGUUGGCCCGGCGACACAAAUCCCAUACGUUAGAGAAGCGGCGGGCGUGUUGCUACAAAUUGUUAAUAUUAUCCAGGCCGUUCGGGACAAUCAAGAUGAAUUUAAACGUCUCAUCAUUCAUGCUGCUGAAAUAUUGACGCGGCUUGAAGUGGUUUGGAAAGAUCAACGUUCGAAAAGAGUAUCCAACGAGUUGCAUGCGAGCCUAAAGAAGCUUUACAGCAUCGUCAUAGGUGUCCAGGCCUUCGUUGAAGAAAUUACCCGCCGGAGUCGCUUCAAACGCACCAUAUGCUGCAAGUCUGAUUUGGUUCGAAUUCAGAUCAUCAAAGAUGAUUUAAACAACUGUCUGGAAUAUUUCAAAGUCGACGCACUGAUAAUCACGAAUCAAGAGAUAGUCCAGUUAAUGAAAAACAUGACGUUGCUUCAAAGACAAUUUCAUGAGGGGCAUUCCGUCUGCACUGCAUCCUCGCACGCCUCCCCUAUCUCCUCCCCCAGCACGUCCUCCCUCGAAUCUACUGUUACGCAAAAUCAAUCCAUAUACACGAACCCACAUCCCAAUACCUCAGGCUACGGCGAGGUCAUCGCACUAGGCUCCGGGAACGAUUGCUGUUUGAGCCACCUCACAUUGGUCCCCACACCAGACAAGGUAGUCUACCCCCCGCAACAAUCUACCAGUCAUGCCGAGGAUCAAGCCAAUAAUGCCUCAGACACAGAGAGCGCCAAAGCACCAGAGGGUGCUUCACCGCAAGCCAUCGAAGUCCCUGAUCAUAACGAGAUGUGA